UCCCGUUCCUCACAGUACCCUGAGAGCAAUUGAGGAGGCACAUUUGCAGAGAAAGCUGACGGGAGCGAGACCAACCAACCAACGCUGUGCCACCAAUUCAACAAGUUUGUAACUACUGCGUCAAUCAUCACUCAAAUUCAGUUUCAUUUUUCCAAAUCCAAUUCAACAGCAUCUGUCACCUUCAUAAUCUGGCAGAAUAAUUGAUUUCUGAAAUAAAACUUUGCACUAAAAACUUAGUAAUUGGAUUCUGUAAUUACCUCCCGAUCUACUCCGUUGGCUCUGUCGCUGCUUCACAUUUCGUAAUUAACUUUAUUCCCUGUCUCAGUUUGCAACCUACCAACGAAACGUAUUAACUCAGCAAUGGCGAAAAUAAUGAACCAAUGUUCUGUCCGAAUGAUGAUAACCCUUGUGAUAGCUGCAUUCCUCACAUCACAAGUUCUCGUGACGGUCAGUGCAAGAUAUUUGCCCACGAGAAGCCAAGAUGACCGUUUAGAGAAGUUGCGAGAGCUUCUGCGAGACCUAUUGGAGGGGGACCUUGAAAGGAGACCUGCGACCUCGGGGGUCGACUACGAGAUGAUGGCGCAACAGGGACGUCCUCCAGUUUACAAAAGAUCCACAAACGCCUAUACGGAUUUGGAUGCUGCUGCUGCUGCUGGGAAGGUUGGACCCAACUUUCUCCACCGGAUUGUCCCCAACCUUCGCAAGUCGCUGGACUAGAGAGCGAUGACGACACGUAGUAAAUGACGACAAAAUUCGUGGAGCGAGUGGAGAAUUUUACAAGAUUUCAGAUAUUGUUUUUUUGUGCAUGUGUCCUUCAAAAAAUCCAUGCGUCGUAAAAUAUGAUUCUAAUUGUGUAUCGCAAACCUUGUAGUUUAAUAGAUACAUACAUGUUAUGCAUACGUAACUAAGGAUUGCUGUUUAUAUCGAUUUCAAUGGAGGCAAGUUGACACCCUUUUCAACUUGUCUCACCAAUUCUCAUCAAAUCUGUUAUAGCUUACACCGAGUCUUGGAAUUCUGCUAUUUUCAUUUUCUUCCUUGUCGGACUCCUCAAUAAUUAUUAUAAACAUGAUUAUUUAGAAUUACGUAAUCUUCGUAUAACUUACCAUCUUAUGCACUAAUGUCACUCUUUUAGUACAUGCAUAAAUAAGCGCAAAUAGCGAAAUCUUACUAAUAAUUGUAUUUACUUGUUACUCCUUUACAUUCACACUUCAUUGAUCAAGUCUUACUGGUCUGUCCAAGUAGCGACCAAAUAAUAUUUUGCCUGUCCUUUUCACUGUAACUGAAUAGAAUUGAGAGUAAAAAUAACUAUAAAAGUAAUUGCUUAUAUUAAUGUUCACUUUAAUGAAAAAAAAACUGUUCCAUCUCAUUUAUCAGUUUCUCUGAAAGGCAAACAAUGCACCGUAAGGCUGGAAUGAAUAUUCGCAAAAAAUAACGGUGCUUUAUUUGCUGGUACUCUUACAUGUUUUUCAUUUUGACGUACAACAACAUUGUUUUACCAGGUUGGGAGCCUGUUGUUUGCAUAAAUGUUGGUUGUUGUUGACAGACUAUCGGGAAACUACAGAUAAUUCACAAGCAAAAAACUAGUAGUAGUAAGUAGUAAAUACUAUGAUUAGAUUGUCUCAUUUUGUCACUUCAUUAUGGAUAAAAUAGGCUAAAAAUAACCACACUCACCAGCUAAACUAAACUAUAGCAAGCUGUGUGUUUGAUUAAUUGAUUCGCUGUAAUAACGAUGUAUAUCUAUGUACAUGUAUGUUUAUCUAUAAGUGUACAUUCAACAUUUUAUGUUUGUACUUAUUAUGUAACAGAAAUAUCUUAAUGUUAAAUUGUCACCUAGUUGUUGGUUGUAAUUAUUGAAUUGCACAAUUUUAUGUUAGGCAAUAAACGUGGAUUCAUUCAUGUGAA
Molecule: messenger RNA, 1902 nt
Organism: Folsomia candida
Lineage: Eukaryota; Metazoa; Arthropoda; Collembola; Entomobryomorpha; Isotomidae
Exons: 3
Coding region: 361-717 (118 amino acids)
Source: RefSeq, a predicted model, not a curated record